AUGGCCUAUGAGACAGAAGAUCAUGAGACUCAAUACUGCUUUCCUACCAUUAACUCAUCAUGCAUCAAGACAAAACGCUCCACACAUGAAUACAAUUUCAUGUAUGUGUUUUUUUCAUUGCUGUCAGUAUGGACUGUGUUUCUGAAUCUGUUGGUGAUCAUCUCCGUCUCUCACUACAAGAAGCUUCACACUCCAUCCAACAUGCUCAUUCUCUCUCUGGCUGUGUCCGACCUGCUCAUAGGACUUAUUGUGAUACCUGUAGAGGCAAUCCAACUAAUUGAGGCAUGCUGGUACUUUGGAGACAUUUUCUGUGGAUUGUUUUUAAUCAUUAUGGCAGUGCUUCUCUCAACAACUCUUAAUAAUCUUGGAAUCAUUGCUGUUGACCGUUUUCUUGCUAGAGAAAAACAUUUAACAACAAGUUCAGUGAAGAGGAAAUCUGAGAGCAAAGCUGCUCUGACAUUAGGAAUCAUUGUGGUCAUUCAUCUGGUUUGCUGGUUGCCAGUGUAUAUAUGUUUUCUGCCAGCAGGUAUAGAAGUCCCAGUACCUGUCACAAACACCAUGCUUUGGACUGUGUAUUGUAACUCAGGUCUGAAUCCAGUUGUUUAUGCUUUAUUUUACCCUUGGUUUCGAAAGUCAGUUAAACACAUCCUAUCUCUUAACAUUUUCAGACCAUCAUCCUCUCUGAUUAAUAAUUAUUAA
Molecule: messenger RNA, 699 nt
Organism: Misgurnus anguillicaudatus (oriental weatherfish)
Lineage: Eukaryota; Metazoa; Chordata; Actinopteri; Cypriniformes; Cobitidae
Source: RefSeq, a predicted model, not a curated record